AUGACUAUGAUUACAGCGAGAGCACUAGCCAUAGCGGGUGCUGUUGCUGCUGUCGCUGCUGCUGCUGCUGCUGCGUCUCCGGUUGUAACGGAAAGACACGAAGAACCAGCAGCAACAGCACCAGUGGACAUAUCUCCGGUGCCAUGCUACCUGCUGAGGAUCCAACGCUCUUCAGGAGUUUCCCCCCGAACGCUGGCAGAAGGAGGGUCGAGGGCAUCGUCUGCUGCUGGAGAUGAAGAAGGAGAAGGAGCAGCAGCAGCUGCAACACCACGAACAACGGUUGGAGCUUGCGAUCCUCCGGGGCCUCCUUUAUUGAGUGAAGGCGCGAACGUCUCAGCUGCUGCAGGAGUACAAGUAGGAAUUUUGACUGAAAUUGUGCAGCGCGGUGGUGGGUUGCCUCCCGAAGACCUGGACGACAUUACAGAUAUGUUGAAGGCAUUGAAAGCACUUUUGAGCUUAGUAGGGUCAAAGAGGGGCAUGAUUUCAGGGUUUGAGAAAAGCCUGCAAGAGGACAUUGAAGAGCUGUCUCGAAUGGAACAAUCCCUGGCGUCAGGGACCCUGUGGAGUCCUUUAAUGCUGCAGAUGCAAGCAGACAUUCAAACGGAUAAGGAGCGACUAGAAGGCUGGAAGGACGAACUGAAAGUGCUGCAACAGCAUUUGGGAGAUGGCACACGUAAAGCGCAAAAGCUAAUAAAGCGUAUCUGCUCUUCGUCAGGAUGUUCAACACCAGAGAGGCGACACAGCAGCGCCUUGCCCCCCAGAAGCAGGAGUAGUGAGAGCCGCACCAGUAGGAUAGGGAGGAGCUCCAGCAGUAGUACAAGCAGAAGCCGCAGCACCAGUGUGGACACGUAUGGGCCUACCUCGGGGGAGUCCCGUAGAGGCCGCUCGCCUCGCAGGGACAAGGCGGACGUUUCGCAGCAGCAGAAGGAGAUGGACGAUUUACAGAGUAUGGUGCAGGUAACGAUACAGCUGCAGAAAAUGCAGCUGGGGAGUGGGCAGGGGGAGGCUCAGUCGAAGGAGACGCAGGGUGGGCCGGACACGCUACGUUCUUGGCUGCAGUCCCACGGCCAGCAACAGCACCCAGGGCAUCAACAGCAACAGCAACAGCAACGGGGAAGAGGUGGUGCUGCGACGGGCCCGCGGAGUGGAGACGCUCCAAGAGGAGGAGUUGCAGGCAGAAGAGGCGGGGGAGGCAACGGCAGACUCGGCAGACGUUCCUGGCAGCGCAGGGGGAGCAGCAGCAGCAGCAACGGCAGAGGGGGGAAAGGAUCACCUUUGAAGACUCCUCUGGGCCACAUUACAGAAGAAUCGGAUGAAGACAGUGGAACGACGUAG
This is a messenger RNA of Eimeria acervulina, 1335 nucleotides long. RefSeq lists its product as hypothetical. Bases 1 to 1335 code for a protein of 444 amino acids. The record is from RefSeq and is a predicted model, not a curated record. NCBI's taxonomy places the organism in Eukaryota, Apicomplexa, Conoidasida, Eucoccidiorida, Eimeriidae. The transcript has 2 exons.